Ostrea edulis (European flat oyster) is the source of this 890-nucleotide messenger RNA. RefSeq names its product cell death abnormality protein 1-like. NCBI's taxonomy places the organism in Eukaryota, Metazoa, Mollusca, Bivalvia, Ostreida, Ostreidae. Bases 59 to 331 code for a protein of 90 amino acids. The transcript has 3 exons. The record is from RefSeq and is a predicted model, not a curated record.
UAGAGAGAUCGCAGUUUCCUUGUUCCUUGUUUUAUUCCGUGUUAAAAAUAAUGUGGCAAUGGAGUCGAUUAAAUUAGCAGUCAUUUAUCUAAUGUUCUUCUCAGUCAGGGAAACUUUUCAAAACACAACAACAGGAUGUUAUGAUGGGUACUACAGAAAUGAGACAAGCGGGUCAUGCAGUGAAUGCCCCCCAGGAUACACAGGACCAAAUUGUUCCGUACCCUGUGUAGAUGGAUGGUACGGAAAGCAUUGUCAAUAUAAGUGUCCUUCUAUCUGCUCAAACUGUAACGUUAUCGAUGGAAGUUGUCCCAAAGGUUUGUCAGUUAUAUGAAUUAUAUGAAAUGUUGCGAGACAUCUUUAUAAACACAUUGAAUUAACGUUUGAGCAUCACUGAAGAGACAUAAUUUGUCGAAAUGCGCAUCUGGUGCAUCAAAAUUGGUACCGUGUAAGUUUUACAUAUAGUUUAUCUGUGUAUUAUUUAUUUUAGAUUAAGCAUUAUAUUCUAUCCAUCUUUACCAUUAACUAAUCUAAGUUUGAUAUUAGCGAGCGCUGGCUCGUACAGCGAGCUCUUUUGACUAGAGCGCGGGAAAUAAUCCGAGCUAAAUCUAAACCUCUAGCAAGGAAAAUUUGUUGACGCCAAUCCCAGAAGUCCCUUGUCAAAAAUGGUUGAGAUCUCGCAAAGUCACACCUUGGAAUAUGAUUAUGAACUUACGUGGAUUAUCAUCCUAAACUUGUGGUCUUCUAGCUCCAAAAUUCAGUGCGCCAUUAGACGAAAUGUUUAACGAAGUGCAAUGUUUAUGAAAGGCAGGCUAAGAUGAUGUGUGACGUCAUGUUUACGUUUUGACAUACGUCAUAAUAAGACUGACAGUGGCGGAUCUAAAUACGUACUU